AUGUGUGCGGUGAGGCGGAUGCUGCUGCUGCUGCUGGCUUUCCUGGCCUACGCACUGGAUUCAGCUGCGGCGUACGGCACGGCGGAGACCCUCUGUGGUGGGGAGCUGGUGGACACGCUGCAGUUUGUCUGUGGGGACAGGGGCUUCUACUUCAGCAGACCAGUGGGACGAAAUAACCGGCGGAUCAACCGGGGGAUCGUGGAGGAGUGCUGCUUUCGGAGCUGCGACCUGGCUCUGCUGGAAACCUACUGUGCCAAGUCCGUCAAGUCCGAGCGUGACCUCUCCGCCACCUCCCUGGUGGGCCUGCCGGCACUCAACAAGGAGAGCUUCCAGAAGCCCUCACACGCCAAGUACUCCAAAUAUGACGUGUGGCAGAAGAAGAGCUCCCAGCGGCUGCAGCGGGAGGUGCCCAGCAUCCUGCGGGCUCGCCAGUACCGGUGGCAGGCAGAGGGGCUGCAAGCGGCCGAGGAAGCCAAGGCCCAGCACCGUCCCCUCAUCUCCCUGCCCAGCCAGAGGCCCCCGGCACUUGGUCAUGACCAUAUGAGCUAG
Molecule: messenger RNA, 549 nt
Organism: Pygoscelis adeliae (Adelie penguin)
Lineage: Eukaryota; Metazoa; Chordata; Aves; Sphenisciformes; Spheniscidae
Gene: IGF2
Product: insulin-like growth factor 2
Exons: 4
Coding region: 1-549 (182 amino acids)
Cellular component (GO): extracellular region
Molecular function (GO): growth factor activity; hormone activity
Source: RefSeq, a predicted model, not a curated record